Molecule: messenger RNA, 5052 nt
Organism: Malaya genurostris
Lineage: Eukaryota; Metazoa; Arthropoda; Insecta; Diptera; Culicidae
Gene: Uggt
Product: UDP-glucose:glycoprotein glucosyltransferase
Exons: 8
Coding region: 201-4772 (1523 amino acids)
Cellular component (GO): endoplasmic reticulum
Molecular function (GO): UDP-glucose:glycoprotein glucosyltransferase activity
Source: RefSeq, a predicted model, not a curated record
ACUUAGUUUAUGUGUUUCGUGUUCAUUGGUAGAUGAUGUGUCAGUGUCGUUCGCCGGAUUUUAUUGAAUUUAGUCUUUCGCAGUGAAUCGUUUUUUUUAAAUCGAAUCGUUUAUUAUUUAAGAUCUAAAACAAAUGUGCUAACGAAAGUUCCUGAAUCGUGCUUGGUGUGAAAGGUUUUGAUGAAUUGAUAGCAUUCAGUAUGUAUACAUUACUAAGUGUUUCUCUUGGAAUUAUACUUCUGGCCGAAGCCGCCCGUGGAGAAUUCAAAAGUCAUCCCAUAACAACUCAACUUUCUGCAAAAUGGACCAUUACUCCAAUUCAGUUGGAAAUUGCAGAAUUUAUCGAAGAAGAAAAUAACAAUCUAUUCUGGGAUUAUGUUGAGUUGAUAAACCAAAUUCCCAAUGGACUUUACCAUAUAGAAACCGAAGAGAAGCGUUACAAAAAAUCGAUGGAUCUUGCAAAUACUUUGCUUGGCGUAGGGCAAACUAACUUGCUGAAACUAUCUUUGUCACUUCACAGUUUUGCUCCCAAAGUACAAGCACAUUUACAGAUAGCUGAUGAUAUGCUCAAACAGAGUGACUGUGACAGUCCUGCUUUUGUAAGCAUUGGUGGUAAAAUAACAUGUGAUGUACACGACUUACGAAGUGUGUUGAAAAGUAGCGAACGUACUUCGGUCAAGAGAGAGACUUAUAGUAUUGAUCACAUCUAUCCUGGAUCAGAAAAUAAUUCAAUGACAGCUAUUCUAUACGCCCAGUUGGGAACUAAUGAAUUCAAAAUAAUUCAUGAUGUACUAAAAAAGGAAGCCGAUAAGGGUGUUUUGACAUAUGUACUGCGACACUUUGUCCAAAAAAGGUCUAACGAAAAAAUGCGGCUAUCAGGUUAUGGAGUAGAACUUCACCUAAAAUCAACUGAAUACAAGAGCCAAGAUGAUUCACCACAACAGCAGGAUCAAGAAAAAAUAAUUGAAGAUUUUGCUGAGCCAGAAGUUGAGGGAUUCGAUUUUAUAAAACUGAAGGAACGAUAUCCACAUCUGUCACAUUCCCUUGAUCGAUUCAGAAACUCACUUCUAGAAAAACAUGAAGAGAUAGCACCUCUAAAAGCAUGGGAAUUUCAAGAAUUAGGACUUCAAGCAGCUCAACGUAUUGCGCAAAUCCAAGGCGAAGAAGCCUUGCAGAUUUUACAGUACACUGCUCAGAAUUUUCCUACCCAGGCCAAAUCAUUGCUUGCUCAAAUUGUUUCCGAGGAUUUUAAGAAAGAAAUGAGGCACAACAUAGAAAUUUUAGGAAGGAAUCUAAAUCUUCAACCUCCAGAUUCAGCUUUAUUCUUGAAUGGACUAUUCUUCGAUGCUGACACAAUUGAUACUACCACUCUUUUAGAUACACUUAGGUCGGAAAUGCGUGUUUUGGAAGGACUGAAUAAAAUUAGUUUACGUGGAAAAUUGGCUGCUCCGCUAUUAGCCUUAGAUCUAUCGUCAUCCGCUAAGGAGUUUGCCAUUGAUAUACGCGAUUCUGCAAUAAUAUGGAUUAAUGAUUUGGAAAAUGAUGCCCAAUACAGACGUUGGCCCGCCAGUGUGAUGGAUCUUCUACGACCCACGUUUCCCGGAAUGUUGAGAAAUAUACGAAAAAAUUUAUUCAAUCUUGUCCUGGUAAUAGAUCCAGUUUCCAGUGAAGACACAGGCCGAGAUAUUACAAAAUUAGCAGAAAGUUUUGUCAUACAUUCUGCGCCAGUGCGAAUUGGACUGGUGUUCCACUCCUCAAACAAUGAACACAUUGCUUACCGAGCAGUUGUGUGUGCUUUCAAUUACGUACAUCAGAAAAAAGGAUCAACCGAAGCGCUUGGAUUUCUCACCGAUCUUUUUGCUGCAACACCGAAGCACGACAUUAAGAUAGAGGACAUUCGUAAGCAAAUGAAAAAAUCAUUUUCUAAACUGAAAUCAGAAGAAGUAGAUGAUAUCGUUGGAGAAGAUUCCGAUUUCGAUUAUGGGCGCAAACUGUCCCAGGAGUUUGUUAGCAGGCUUGGAUUAAAAAACAGUCCACAAGCAUUGUUAAAUGGAGUUCUGCUGUCACCAAACACAUUGAAUUCGGAUGAUUUCGAAGAAACAAUUCUAACCGAAAUCAUGCAGCAAACCCCCUCCAUACAAAAAGCAGUUUACAAAGGUGACUUGAAUGAUGGAGAACCGGUGAUAGAUUUUCUUAUGAAACAACAACACGUGAUGCCUCGAUUGAAUCAAAGAAUUCUCUCAGCUGAUGAUCCAAUAUUUCUCGAUGUCUCCGGAAGUCCAUAUUUAAAUAUUGAAGAUGUAUCAGCUCUAGCGCAAUUGUCGAACUCAGACUUAACUGCUACUUUGAUGGGAAAUUUGAAUUAUUUUGGAGGAAAGUCCACUUAUGAGAAGUUCAUGGGUCAUAGACUACAUUUCCUCAGCUUAUGGGUUGUUGGAGAUUUGACACAGGCCUCGGGUUGUGCACUUUUGUUGAAUGCUUUGCGUUUUAUGAAAGCUACAAGUGGAAGCCGUGUUGCUUUUAUUCCAAAUGUAGAUGGCAGCAAUUUUGCUAGGGCUGAAUUAAAAAACAAUUUAAAUGCACUUGUUUGGGCUACAAUCAAUACCUUGCCAGCAGAAGAAGCCACUGAUUUAGUUAUAAAGCUGCUAGAACAGACUGAUAACGGACAGAAAUACCAGGUGCCCGAGGCGGUACUUGAUUUUCUACCAGCAACUCAAACGCAUCUGAAAAUGCUCAGAGUCUAUUGCCAACGUGUGCUGAAAAUGAAAGCAUCUGUUAAUAGUCUUGUUGCCAACGGUCGUGUUUUUGGUCCUUUUGAUAUCGAUGAAUACUUUGCUUCCGAAGACUUUGGUCUGCUAGAGAAAUUUUUCAGUAUGCAAUACACGGAUAAGAUUAAAUUAGCUUUGAAGGAAGCGUCUAUAGAUGGGAAUGAUUUUUCAAUUUCUAGCGAUACGAUUUUCAAAUUAGUUUCAAUUCUUGUUCCUCGACAACAAUCUAAAUCUCGCUUCACAAUUCCAACCGAAAUCGAAGAAAAUCACACUGUUGUAAAACUAGUUCCGAAAUCAAGUGAACUACCACACUUCGACAUUGUUGCCGUACUUGAUCCCGCAUCGAGAGGAGCGCAAAAAUUAUCGUCUCUGUUGAUUCUUUUACGAAAUGUUGUCAACUGCAGUAUGAAACUAAUACUCUGUGCUGUCGACAGACAUAGCGAUAUGCCUGUAAAAACGUUCUACCGGUUCGUCGUGGAAUCGGAAUUGCAAUUCAAUUCAGAUGGAAAAUACGCCCCAGGACCAUCGGCCAGAUUUAUCGGACUUCCAGCGAACCCAUUGUUGACUCAAAGUUUAAAUGUUCCUGAGAAUUGGUUAGUUGAAGUCGUUAGAUCUGUUUAUGACUUGGACAACAUAAAACUUUCGGAAAUCAACGGACCAGUCCAUAGCGAGUACGAGUUGGAAUAUCUACUGAUUGAAGGUCAUUGCUUUGACACGACCACCGGUUCUCCGCCACGUGGAUUACAAAUUACUCUUGGAACUGAGCAGCAACCUAUCAUUGUUGAUACGAUCGUUAUGGCCAAUUUGGGCUAUUUUCAACUGAAAGCUAAUCCCGGAGCGUGGAUACUGAGAUUACGUCAUGGUAAAAGUGCAGAUAUUUAUGACAUUACCAGUGCUGACGGCCCGAAUGUCGCCCAUUCCAAUGACGGCACUAGAGUACUACUGAGUUCUCUGAAAUCUCAUGUAUUGAAGCUUCGUGUAACGAAAAAAACCGGAAAAGCAAACGCAGAUCUUUUGAGUGAUGAUAAAGAUUCGGGUGGAGGCAUUUGGGAUUCAAUCAGCUCAAUAGUCGGAACCGGCGACAGCCAUGAACAGGAUAUUUUGAACAUCUUUUCGGUUGCAUCGGGACAUUUGUACGAACGUUUACUUAGAAUUAUGAUGCUCUCGUUGCUGAAACAUACUAAAACUCCGGUUAAAUUUUGGUUUUUGAAAAACUAUCUGUCACCUCAGUUUAUUGAUUUUCUUCCUCAUAUGGCUGAGGAAUACCACUUUCAAUACGAGCUAGUGCAAUAUAAAUGGCCUCGAUGGUUACACCAGCAAACAGAAAAACAACGCAUUAUUUGGGGUUACAAAAUUUUGUUCUUAGAUGUUCUUUUUCCGUUGGAUGUCAAGAAAAUUAUAUUUGUUGAUGCUGAUCAGAUUGUGCGAGCAGAUAUGAAAGAGCUUAAUGAGUUCGACCUUGGUGGUGCUCCAUACGGAUAUACUCCAUUCUGUGAUUCCCGGGAAGAAAUGGAAGGAUUUCGUUUCUGGAAGCACGGAUAUUGGAAAAAUCAUCUACAGGGAAGAAAAUAUCAUAUUUCUGCGCUUUAUGUCGUCGAUUUGAAGCGAUUCCGAAGAAUCGCUGCCGGUGAUAGAAUUCGCGGCCAAUAUCAGGCACUCAGCCAAGAUCCGAACAGUUUGUCUAAUUUAGAUCAAGAUUUACCAAACAAUAUGAUUCAUCAAGUCGCAAUCAAAUCCUUGCCCCAGGAAUGGUUAUGGUGUGAAACAUGGUGUAGUAGCGAAUCGUUACAAUACGCAAAGACUAUUGAUCUCUGUAACAAUCCACUGACAAAGGAAGCAAAACUAACUGCUGCACAACGCAUUGUGCCAGAAUGGAAAAACUAUGAUCUGGAAAUAAAACGACUGCAAGCUAAGGUGGACGAGUUAGAACAUGAAGAUGGCCAAACUAUGCAUUCCCAAGACACAACAAUUACCAAUGAAGAUAUCAGUCACAUUGAACUCUAAAUCACAAUCAAUGUAGAUCAUACUCCAACUAGGAAAUUGUAAUCAUUCUCCUGUUCUAAAAAUAGUAGUCCAAAAAUGAUGCUAAACCAAUGUUCAGUUGUCAAGUGAACUUUGUCUGCUGUGAUCUAAUGGUAGUGUUUUACGCUAGUCUUCGAAUUAUGGUUUAAAGGCUGGCGUUUAGCUUUUUUUCAAACUAAGGACGAAAGAAAAGCUGGCUUACACCCAGUACGAAUUUCAUCUAAUUUCAAGGGUCAAUAAACUGUACAACUUAUUUUAAGAA